Acanthopagrus latus (yellowfin seabream) is the source of this 2123-nucleotide messenger RNA. RefSeq names its product transmembrane protein 130 (gene tmem130). The transcript is spliced from 12 exons. NCBI's taxonomy places the organism in Eukaryota, Metazoa, Chordata, Actinopteri, Spariformes, Sparidae. The record is from RefSeq and is a predicted model, not a curated record. Bases 491 to 1435 code for a protein of 314 amino acids.
CUGGACAGCACUGUGUAGUAGUGGUCCUCUACUAAAGGAGAAGCAUUCUAACAAUAGUGCAGUGCAGUAAUACUUUAUUACAACUCUUUCAUUCAGAGGAAAAAUAUUUGUUGAGGAGAAUGCUGGAACACUGUUUGCCAGAAAUGUUUCGUGGACAACAAAAGCUUCAAGACUUCCAGUCGGCAACAGGGUUGGACCUGAUCAUUGGCUUGCUCAGCUUGAUUGCUGACACCUUAUUGGUCAGAGGGAGGGGAUCUCUGGCCCAAGCAGUCGAGAGAUAUCUCUGAGAGGAAUGUGACCCAGGCCAGAGCCUCCUACUCAGAAGCUCGUUGUUUCCCCCCCGAACCACAUGAUUGAAACGCAUGGUGACAAUUUCAAGCCUUCAUGCAGCUCUCAUCUGUGUGCUCGGUCAGAAGGAGCCUCAUCACGCCUUUACCUCCUCUCAGGAUUAACAUCUUCUGUUUGAGGUCCUCUGAGAGGACCCGCAGAUAUGGAAAGAAACAAUGUCGCCUGGAUCUUGAUGCUCCUUCUCCUGGCCGUCCUGGGUGUGGCAGAGACCGCAGACCCUUUGACAGAUUUGGAAAAUAUCGCUGGGAAGUUGGUUUUCUAUCAGAUGGAUGGAAAUGCCACCUAUGUGAGGGACACAGGAGAGCUGGCUUCAGACAUCCCCACUGAGACCAUGUUCGAACUCUUCGACCCCCAGAAGAGCUUCAGCAAGGCAAAAUUCACCUAUACCUGGGACCUGGGGAACGGAGAGGUGAUUAAAGGGACUGAGCCGGUGGUCCGCUAUAAUUACGCAAAAUCAGGGAACUACACACUGCGGCUGAAAGUUGGGGUGAAUGUGACUGAAUAUGCACCUCUACUCACUGACUUCUACUCCAUGGAUGUCCAAGUACUCGAUGCCAUUAAAAACAUAGAGCUGAAGGGGCCUUCAGACUAUGAGGUAUCUCAGAACACCAGUCUGGCUUUCCAUGUUGAUGGAAGUCCUCCCAUGUGGGUGUGCUGGCGUGUCCUGCCCAACUGUGUGCCGGACACAUCGGGGGGCUGCACGCUGAGCAUGCUGUAUGAAAACACCCUGCGACUGAACCACACCUUCACCUCCAUCGGGAUCCACUGCCUGGAAAUCACCAUCCGCAAUGACAUCAGCAAGCUGCAGACCUCCUUCAGCCUCAACGUCAAGAGAGGCAGUAACACCCACAUCUUCUUCGUCCUGUCGUGUGCUGCCAUCCUCGUGGCAACCUUCUCCUUCAUCACGGUGAUCGCCUGCCGCCCUCGUCAUUUCAACAGAUCACAGAUGGCUGCUUCCGGUAAUGCAUUAUUCCUGAAGAACCAGGACUCUGAAGGCCAAAGCUCAAUUCUUUUUAACUUUUCCAACGUAGAGAUGGGAGAGAAAGAGCCGCUCCUGCUGGAGUUUGGGACUCAAUACUCCUCUUAACCACCUUGACUUUGGGGUCCUGCUGGCGUUCCUUACCUGCUCCUGCCCCAGGAUGAUGACUCCUCCCGGUUUGAUGGGGUGCCAGGCUGCCAGGUUGUCGCCAGUUCCCAGCUUUUCACCAUCUUGGAAAGCCUCCCAUUGGCCGUCCCGUGUGGUCCAGGAGAUGCAGAUGUGGUGCCACCUUCCAUCACGCACCUCCAGGGGCAGCUGAGCAACCUGUGGUCCAAACAAAAUGCAUUUAGUUAUGGAUUGCUUUUAUAAAACACAUGUAAGGUAUGGUUGUUGAAAGAAAGGAUACAGUUUGUGAUGGCUAACAAACAUACAGAGUGGUUGGAUUUAGCGGCGCAAGGAAAGUAAACAAUACACACUGGGGCAUCUAUUGAUUUAAAAAAUGAGGUUGACAUGAUAGACCACCAUUAGUUAUCAUCGAAAUUCCUGUUUAUGGGAUUGGGACACCAUUCACAUUUGGAAAAUAGAAAGCAAUUUGAACAGUAUACUGGUGACAAGUUAGAGUUUAAGAAGGUUAAUGUGGAGUUCCACAGGGGUUGGUUCCGGGCCCAAAACAUUUUCAUAUAUAUUAAUGACAUCUGUGAAUUUUCCAACAUGUUGCUGUUUAUUUUGUCACAUAAGAAAUUUAGGUGAAAAAACCCAAAUAGAAUUAUCAAUAAAAUCUCAAUAACACUUCUGA